AUGCCCUCAGGAAUUAUAUUCUGCAAUGGCCACACCUGGAAACAGCAGCGCCGCAUUGCCAUCACUUCUCUGAGGAAGCUGGGCCUGGGGAAGAAAAGCAUUGAGCAUCAGAUAGAAGAUGCGGCUCAGACUUUGGUGGAGAUCUUUAGACAAACAAAAGGGCAGCCAUUUGACCCUUCAUUUUCGGUACUAAAUGCAAUUUCUAAUGUCAUAUGUGUUUUGAGCUUUGGACAUCAGUUUGAUCUUGAAGAUGAAAACUUCCAGAAGCUGGUUCAAGCCCUUAAAAUUUUUCUGAAUUUCAUUGGUGACAGUUUUCAGGUGAUGUAUGAUUUGUUCCCACAAUUAAUGAAGUUCCUCCCAGGCCCUCACAAGAAAGCCCUGGCUUCUGUGGACAUUGUCCUUGCAUUUGCAAAGCAGGAAAUAGAGAAACACAAGGAAUCUCAUUCUCUGCAUGAACCGCAAGAUUUCAUUGAUUACUAUCUUCUUCAGAUGGAGAAGAGCAGGAAUGACCCCAACUCUACCUACAAUGAAGAGAACCUGGCUCAGUGUAUUUUUGAUUUUUUUGGUGCUGGAACAGAUACAACCUUCGCUACUCUGAAGUGGGCACUGCUCCUCUUGACCAAUCAUCCAGACAUUCAAGAGAAAGUCCAGAAGGAGAUUGAACACGUGUUCAGCUUCUCGGGGUCGAUUUCCUAUCAGGAUCGGAAGAAGCUGCCCUACACCAAUGCUGUGAUUCAUGAAAUGCAACGUGUAAAGUAUGCCUUGCUAUAUGGAGUUCCCAGGAAAAGCACAAAGGAUGUGAAGAUGAGGGGCUACCACAUCCCAAAGGGGUCCGUUAUUGUCCCAGACCUGCGUUCUGUUCUUCUUGAUCCUGAGCAAUGGGAGACGCCUGAAAAAUUCAAUCCUGAUCAUUUUUUAGAUAAGGAUGGGAAAUUCAUUGAUCGAGAAGAGUUUCUGCCCUUCGGAAUGGGUGAACGAACCUGCGUGGGACAACAGCUGGCAAGAAUUGAGAUUUUCAUCUUUCUGACCAGCCUGUUGAGGGCCUUCAGCUUCCGGUUGCCUGAAGGAGUGAAAGAACUCAAUGAAGCACCUGUUGCAAAGAUGACAAUGCACCCACACCCUUACAAACUGUGUGCUUUUCCCACACAGGCAUAA
Messenger RNA from Thamnophis elegans (Western terrestrial garter snake), 1155 nucleotides. Its product is annotated as cytochrome P450 2J5-like. Gene Ontology annotation, cellular component: intracellular membrane-bounded organelle; cytoplasm. The record is from RefSeq and is a predicted model, not a curated record. Gene Ontology annotation, biological process: xenobiotic metabolic process; arachidonate metabolic process. Gene Ontology annotation, molecular function: heme binding; iron ion binding; oxidoreductase activity, acting on paired donors, with incorporation or reduction of molecular oxygen, reduced flavin or flavoprotein as one donor, and incorporation of one atom of oxygen. The transcript is spliced from 7 exons. Lineage: Eukaryota; Metazoa; Chordata; Lepidosauria; Squamata; Natricidae. The coding region runs from base 1 to 1155 and encodes 384 amino acids.